Molecule: messenger RNA, 573 nt
Organism: Pneumocystis jirovecii RU7
Lineage: Eukaryota; Fungi; Ascomycota; Pneumocystomycetes; Pneumocystales; Pneumocystaceae
Exons: 2
Coding region: 1-573 (190 amino acids)
Biological process (GO): Golgi organization; intracellular protein transport; endoplasmic reticulum to Golgi vesicle-mediated transport
Cellular component (GO): Golgi apparatus; COPII-coated ER to Golgi transport vesicle; endoplasmic reticulum
Source: RefSeq, a predicted model, not a curated record
AUGGACACUGCAGGACGUAUAGAUUAUAGUACUUUACUAAUAAGGAAGGUUCGAGCAGGAGGAGCUUUCGAUAUCGACUACCGUGUAACAGACCCUAACCGGCAUGUCAUUUUCAACGGAAUACGUGAAAAACAAGGAGAUCUUUUUUUUACAGCAAAAUAUGCGGGAGAAUAUAGUUUCUGCUUCUCAAACAAUAUGUCGGCAGUAACAGAAAAAACAGUUGAUUUCCAAAUAUCGCCUUAUGGGUGUUGCGAUGCUCAAUUGCUUUGGAUUAACAACAGGCAGGUUGAAAAUGAGCCACGGGCAAUGUUGCCGGAGCGUGCAGAAGGAGUACAUGAGCAAACAGGCAUACUUGACGAGUUUCUGUACAAAAUCUCAAAUUCAUUUACUGCUAUCCGAAAUUCUCAAAAACACUUGCGCUUACGUGAGAGUAGAAACCUCAGUACAGUCCGAUCAACUGAGACACGUAUUAUCUGGUUUUCCCUUGUUGAAUCUUUUCUGAUUAUUACUGUUUCGUUGCUCCAAGUUAUAAUUCUUAAAACUUUUUUCACCAAAACAACGAUUCGAGUUUAA